AUGAAGGCUUCGGUUGAAGUUGAACAAGAAGGGGUUUUGGGUAUUCCAGCACAAGAAAACAACAACAACAGCAAGAAGAAGAGCAGCAUAGUGAAGCAGGACAGAUUAAGCAACUUGCCAGAUGAAGUGAUCCAUCGCAUACUUUCCUCUCUGGACGCAAAAACAGCAGUUCAAACAAGUGUUCUAAGCAAGCGAUGGAGGUACCUUUGGACUUCCCUCCAAGUCCUCAAUUUCCACGACAUGUCCUUCAAUGAUCCUGUCCUUUUCCAGUUGGUAUCAGAGCCAAAGGUUUGGCUGGGCCGGGUAUUUAGAGAUGGUGAUGUUUCAAGGCCUCCGCAGAAGGUUCUGAGCAUCCUUGCUGAAUGUGUUGUGGGGAAGUUACCUCAACUCUAUGCUUGUCACUCCCUCACCACCCUCAAGCUGGCAGACAUAGCAACUGAGACCACAACGUUUGAUUUUGUUUCUUUGAAACAUUUGUAUCUUUCUGAUUGCCGGUUCGAGUGCGGGGUUGAAGAGCUUCUUGAUCCUUUCGGUGGUUGUACCAAUUUGAGAUGCCUGUUUCUACAUGGUUGUCAAUACUAUGGCAAAAUUGAGAGUUUUAAAAUCUAUGCUCCUCAACUCACUGACUUGAGCAUAUCGCGUAUGAGAGUGGAUCAAGUGUUUGAUUCAGACUGUGUGAUUGAGCUUUUUACGCCAAGGCUCCAAUCUUUUAGCUAUCGUGACUUUAGGUAUCUUUAUGAUUUUUCCAUUAAGGUGAACCUUCCCUUUGUGGAGAAAGUGGAUAUUGAUCUAGGCAGUUUUGAUCUCUCUGAUGAAUUGAACGAGGCCACUAAUUUGUCUCUUCAGCUAAUUGAAUUGUUUGAAGUGAUGGGGAGUGUAAAGUUUGUAUCCUUAUCAAGAGGUAUCAUUCAAGUUCUGUCUAUGUUUCCUUCUUUAUUGGAUGGUUUGUCUUCUCCUUUCACAAGAGUGCGGACUUUUGAGUUAAAAAUGGAUAGACCUUCCCCUGUUUCCAUAGCUACCAAUGUCAUGGCCUACUUAUUUGGUGGAUCUCCCGGAUUUCAUUGCUAUUGA
Molecule: messenger RNA, 1071 nt
Organism: Gastrolobium bilobum
Lineage: Eukaryota; Viridiplantae; Streptophyta; Magnoliopsida; Fabales; Fabaceae
Product: F-box/FBD/LRR-repeat protein At5g53840-like
Exons: 4
Coding region: 1-1071 (356 amino acids)
Molecular function (GO): protein binding
Source: RefSeq, a predicted model, not a curated record